Molecule: messenger RNA, 123 nt
Organism: Pyricularia grisea
Lineage: Eukaryota; Fungi; Ascomycota; Sordariomycetes; Magnaporthales; Pyriculariaceae
Exons: 2
Coding region: 1-123 (40 amino acids)
Source: RefSeq, a predicted model, not a curated record
AUGGGCGACAUCUACGCCUCGGCGAUUCCCACAGCUAUUUGGCUUGGAAAAGAGUCGGCCGAGCAGGCAUGGAAGCACGAUUUUAAGUUCAUCGAUAAACACCAUGCCGAGGCGAUAUUAUAA